Messenger RNA from Striga hermonthica, 705 nucleotides. The record is from the annotation of a GenBank genome assembly. NCBI's taxonomy places the organism in Eukaryota, Viridiplantae, Streptophyta, Magnoliopsida, Lamiales, Orobanchaceae.
AUGAGCUGCUGCUCACCACAGUUACGAUUGUCCCUCACCGCCACUUGCUACUCUCCGUCUCCAUCUCCCGCAUUAAAGAGUGCCAAACACUGCAACUCUACUCGCCGGAAGUCCAAACUGCGGCCGCCUAAUACGCUGUUCAUCAAAGCUGCUGACGGCGUCGGACAAGAAGAAGAAGAAGAAGAGUUCAGAGUGCUGACGGCUGUCGAGAGCAGAUACAACCGCAUCGUGAUCCUUGAUAGCCCCAAAUCAAGGCUUCUGCUCCUCGACUCCACCAAUAAUGUCCACAGCGUUCUCAACAAAGACGGAAGUAAAUGGACGGGCUCCUAUUGGGAUGAGUUUGUAGCAUUACCGCCUGUUGUUCCAGAGGGCCCCAUCGCAAUUUUUGGCUUGGGUGGAGGAACAGCUGCGCAUUUGAUGCUUGGUUUAUGGCCUUCACUGCAGCUGGACGGUUGGGAGAUAGAUGAAAUCUUAAUAGAUCAAUCUAGAGAUUAUCUUGGGCUUCGUGAUCUCGAGAAGCACACUAUGGAUGGUGGGUUUCUCAAUAUUCAUAUUGGUGAUGUAUUUUCUCCUGAUGCUGCCAUUUCUGGAGGAUACGCUGGAAUCAUAGUUGAUUUGUUCGCAGGGGGUAAGGUUUUGCCGCAGUUAGAACAGUACUCCUUCUCCGUCAUUGGCUUGCUGGCCAAUUAUCUCCUCCACGGAUGA